Phragmites australis (common reed) is the source of this 1809-nucleotide messenger RNA. Its product is annotated as mitochondrial inner membrane protein OXA1-like. NCBI's taxonomy places the organism in Eukaryota, Viridiplantae, Streptophyta, Magnoliopsida, Poales, Poaceae. The transcript is spliced from 9 exons. Bases 119 to 1396 code for a protein of 425 amino acids. Gene Ontology annotation, cellular component: mitochondrial inner membrane. Gene Ontology annotation, biological process: protein insertion into mitochondrial inner membrane from matrix; mitochondrial respiratory chain complex IV assembly. Gene Ontology annotation, molecular function: membrane insertase activity. The record is from RefSeq and is a predicted model, not a curated record.
GGAAUAGAUUUGUGAAUUUUGAUCCAGAUGGGCUUCCAAUUUUCUAGGCCCAUCCAAUUUUCUGCUUCCUUUUCUCCCUCCGGAGUCCGGACCAUCGCGCGAUCUCCCCGCCGCCGCCAUGGCUUUCUCCGCGCGAAGGAGCCUCGCCACCAGCCUCUCCUACCACCUCUCCCGCCGCCUCCACCCCUCCAUCUCCCACCUCCUCCCGCCCCACCAUGACUACUCCGAAAACCCUUCCUCCUCCUCACCCCAAACCCAAUCCGCGCCGUUUCCGUCAGCGCUUACCCGGCCGUCGAGGUCACGAACCCUAAGCCUACCACUCCCCUUCGCACUCCACCUCGCGGCCCACCGCAGCUUCUCGACCUCCUCGCCCGCCUCCACACCCGACAUCGAUGCCGCGGCGGAAGUCCUCUCCGACGCCGCCUCCUCUGUCUCUGCGCCGGAGCUGCUCUCGGAGGAAGUGGCCGCCGCCGCCUCUUCGGUCCCUGUGCUGCCGGUGCCGUACGCGGGGGAGGUGGCCGCCGCCGCGGCCGAAUCGUUUCCUCCGGUCGCCGCACUGCAGUACCUCCUGGACGCCGUGCAGUCCUUCACUGGGCUCAACUGGUGGGCUUGUAUUGCACUGACGACGGUAAUGAUCCGGUUACUGACCGUCCCGCUGCUUGUGAACCAGAUGAAGGCCACGGUGAAGUUAAAUGCAAUGAGACCAGAAAUUGAAGCCAUCAAUGAAGAGAUGCGAAAUUCAACUGAUCCAAGAUCAAUGGAAGUGGGGAGACAGAAAUUGGGUGAGCUAUUCCUUAGAACUGGUGUUACUCCUUUUACACCAUUGAAGGGUCUAUUCAUACAAGGGCCUAUAUUCAUGAGCUUUUUCUUUGCUAUAUCAAACAUGGUUGAGAAAGUCCCUUCUCUGAAAGGAGGUGGAGCAUAUUGGUUUACUGAUUUGACAACUCCUGACGAUCUUUUCAUCCUCCCUGUGUUAACAUCACUGACUUUUUUGGCUACGGUGGAGCUCAAUAUGCAAGAUGGCAUGGAGGGAAAUCCUAUGGCGAAAACAAUGAAGAACUUCUCUAGAAUAUUUGGUGUCCUGUUUGUUCCAUUUACAAUGUCCUUUCCAAAGGCAAUUUUCUUUUACUGGGUCACAUCAAACUUGUUCUCACUUGUAUAUGGUGUCGUUCUCCGGAAGCCGGCUGUUAGGAACUGCUUAGAUCUUCCUCCCUUGGAAUCUCAGACCACACCUGCACAAAUGCAGGUCUUUAACCUUCUCAGAGGACCCAAGUCAAUACCUGGAGUUGAUUCUCCUAUUGCAGUCAAGGAUUCUGAGGGAGCUAGUUCUGCGCUAAGUCACCGUAUCAGAGAUCUUGAGAACAAGGCUAAAUCUAGAGGUGAAUCUCAAGAGUAAUUCGUAAAUUUUGCACACCUGGAAGUAAAGAAGCACCCUCAAUUUGGCACUUAGUAACUUUAUGUUGGGAGCAAAGGAUACCCAAUAUGUGUUGGCAUUAUUCUGAGAUUUGAUUUGGAAGAGGCGGCCGUUUUUCAACAUACAGGGCCACUGCGGUCUCAGCGAAUAAAUUGUGAGUGAUUUUUUGCAUGUAAGAUCGUUUCAUAAUACGGUAUAACCUGACUAGCUUAACAAGGACCAUGGUGUUCCUUGAAUCAAUUAUAGUGAUACUUCCGAGCAGUAGUCACUGAGAGUUUUUCUUGUAUUUGCUUGAUGCUCAAAGCUCAAAUGAUAUACCGAGUUUGUAUCUGUAAAUUUGUGACGAUGUGUAUUUUGGAGAGAAAACUGAAAUGGUGAUGGGACUUUUAGUUUUA